This is a messenger RNA of Sesamum indicum (sesame), 981 nucleotides long. RefSeq lists its product as uncharacterized. Gene Ontology annotation, cellular component: chloroplast thylakoid membrane. The record is from RefSeq and is a predicted model, not a curated record. NCBI's taxonomy places the organism in Eukaryota, Viridiplantae, Streptophyta, Magnoliopsida, Lamiales, Pedaliaceae.
UUCUAAACGGAUGGGUAGGAUGCCCGGAACCAACAGAGGAUGUGAAAGGAGUAGUGGAUAAUGAACAUGGCUGCAUCAUCUGCAACCUUCUCUCCACCCGUAAUCUCCUUGAUUUUCAAGCCUAAAACUGCUUGUCUGGUCACCGCCCGGAACUCAUUUUCUCAAUUCUACGAUCCUAAACUUACUUUUCCCUCCACUCAAUCUUCGGAAAGAAGAUCAUGUUUUCUGCAUUUACCAGAAGCAGUCUGGUCAAAACCCACCAAAAGUUGGAAACUUUCUGCUACUUAUGGCAGUUUUUUGCUUUCAGAAGCAAGCCCAGUUCAGACUUCUGAAGAAAUAGUUUCCACAAGUGGUGGUGGUGGCACCACUGUCGUAUCGGCUCUUUUUUUCAUUGCCUUUCUCAGUUUAUCCGUUCUUACCGUAGGGGUUGUCUACAUAGCUGUAACAGACUUCUUGCAGAAGAGGGAGAGAGAGAAGUUUGAGAAAGAAGAGGCUGCUAAGAAGAAGAAAAGUGGCAAAAAGGGGAAAGUUAGAGCUAGAGCUAGAGCUGGACCAAGAGGCUUUGGACAGAAGUUUGAAGAAGAUGAUGAUGUAGAUGCAGCAGACUGAUUGCUAUCUCUUAGAACAUCAUAAAUUUGCAACUUCCAUGAUGGUAAAAUUGUUCCCAUUACAUUGUGGUGAACAUUGUUGUUUUCUUUAGAUGUUCUUGGUUUGUUUGGCAGUUUCAUUAGCUCCUUAGGAAACACUAUGAAAUUCUAUUGUUAUAUGGAAAAGAAAAUUGUUUACAAGUUGAAAACCGCCCCUUAGAUGCUUGUUGAAAAUUUUUCUAUGUGUAGAGCUUGGACAAUUUCCAGGGAUUUUUCUGACCUUCACUGAGGAGAGUAACCAAUUAUUUGGCGCAUUCAUUUGUUAACAUCUGAUUGUAAAGGUGAACUCCAUAAAAAAUGAGUGUAGAAAACAUAAGUGAGGGGAUUUUCGGAA